This is a messenger RNA of Ixodes scapularis (black-legged tick), 518 nucleotides long. Its product is annotated as ARF GTPase-activating protein GIT1-like. The annotation marks the transcript as partial. Gene Ontology annotation, biological process: brain development; regulation of ARF protein signal transduction. Gene Ontology annotation, molecular function: GTPase activator activity. The transcript has 4 exons. The record is from RefSeq and is a predicted model, not a curated record. Lineage: Eukaryota; Metazoa; Arthropoda; Arachnida; Ixodida; Ixodidae.
CGGCCGAUUCUAUGGCCGAUUCCGUCCGAAACUCGAGAUGAACUUCCAGCAGCGCGACGAUGCUUGGGCUCUUUUGUUGAGUGCGGCUUCAUGAAUCCCCCGUUUGAUAACCCAUGUCGCGAGGAAAACUCAGAAUGGUCCCCGAAGUGUGCGGCGACUGCGGUGCUCCGGACCCUGCCUGGGCGUCCAUGAACCGGGGUGUGCUUCUCUGCGAGGAGUGCUGCAGCGUGCACCGCUGCCUGGGGCGCCACAUCUCGCAGGUGAAGCACCUCAAGAAGGGGGCCUGGUGCCCGGGACAGCUCACGAUGGUGCACGCGCUGCACACGAGCGGAGCCAACUCCAUCUGGGAACACCUGCUGUUGGAGCCUGGCCAGGGCAAGGGGGCCCGCCGCAAACCCAGUGCCGACGACUGCCUGCACCCGACCAAGGCAGACUUCAUCCGGGCCAAGCACCAGAACCUGGCGUUUGUGCACCGCCCCGGCAGGGACGAGGAGCCCUCCCAGGAGGACCUUAGCCAG